AUGCGUCUAAGCCCCCUGUUUAUCCGCGCAUAUUCGCCGCCCAUCGCUGCCUUGUCUUCUACAAACGCCCUGCAUACUGCAACAUCGCCACGGCGCCCGCGUCGUCCCUUUGUUUAUGCCUGCACAAGCAUUGGUCUAGGUAAUAGUGCAGCAUCCAGAGAUGCUGCCAAACCUCCAAAACGCGAAAUCUCCACUUCGACGUCGAAGAACCUACCGGAGAUUGUCGAGGACGACUUGGAAGAGCAAUUCGUUCGCGGCAGCGGUCCUGGAGGGCAGAAAAUCAACAAGACGGCGUGUUGCGUGGUACUAAAGCAUAAACCAUCCGGUAUCAUAGUGCGGUGCCAGGAAACGCGAAGCCAGGUUAAAAACCGAGAAGUAGCCCGCAAAAUUUUGCAGAGGAAAUUAGAUGAAAUCGAAAAAGGAGAGGAGUCGCUCGCAGCGAAAGAACUGUUCAAGGCCCGCGCAAGGAAAGCCCGGCGACGACGGAAAUCUGUGAAGAAGCAUUACAAGUCUCGAAUGGACAAAGCCAUGAUGAGUGACUGGAGCUGA
Molecule: messenger RNA, 549 nt
Organism: Chondrus crispus (carragheen)
Lineage: Eukaryota; Rhodophyta; Florideophyceae; Gigartinales; Gigartinaceae
Product: Probable peptide chain release factor C12orf65, mitochondrial
Exons: 2
Coding region: 1-549 (182 amino acids)
Biological process (GO): translational termination
Cellular component (GO): mitochondrion
Molecular function (GO): translation release factor activity
Source: RefSeq, a predicted model, not a curated record